CGUUGAAGUGAUGAUGAUGAACUUGUAACUGCAACGGUUAUGGCUAAGCCUAAACGAGACGUACCCAACCCUACAAGCAAUGCCCUUCCUUGGCUACCUUUUCACACCAUCCCCUCCUGUUUUGUACCUAAAAGUAAAUACCUACAUUAAUUAAAACUUCUUGUUAGCUAGGGUUUCCCUCCUCAACUUUCUAAAAAAAUUUUCAAAUCUUUGAAAAAAUUCAAUAGACCUUAGAUUGAUUUUUAUGUGUUGCUUUCUAAUUUUCCUUGAUAAUGUUUUUUUUUUUGUCAUCUAGAAAAUGUUUAAUAGAAUUACAAUUUUUCUCCUCCUUUGUUAAUUAAUAUGAAUAAUUUUUUUCUUAGUUAUAGUCAAUUAAUGAUAAAUUUUGUUGUGAGAUUCGGGAAAUAACUGACUUUUCACAAGUAAAUAUUGCUUUUAGGUUUGACAUGGAGGUCUCCUCCCCCAGACACGUCUGCUACUGCCGGUCUUACUCCAUCGUCACAAAAUCAAAGGCUGAGAAAUUUGUUUCCUUCACCAAGUAGCUAAUCUAGAACCAUGGAGAUGAUUGAUAAUACGUGCUGGUGUAAACAUAAAUAUACUCAUUCGUGUCCAAGUAACUAAACCUAUCUAGCAAAUUAAAAAAUUGUGUGGUUUAUGUCAACAACUUAAGUGGUGCACUUAUAAUCUUUCUUUUAAGUAGAUUAAGAGAUUUUGAGUUGGCAUAUUAGUAAAAAUAGAUUAAAGAUAACAAAGUAUUGGCUAUAUUUAUAACUCAAAAAUUGAAAAAAGAUUGUAUGGUUCAUCUCUCUUUCUCUCUCUCGUGGAUAUGCCAACUAAUAUUCUAGUGGUGAACAAAAAGACCUUGCUUAACUCCAACAUACUUCACCGUGGACGCAUGUGUAAACGUGGUGAUGACGAAAUGGAUGACGGAAUGGUUGAGUAAGAGUGCAAUUAGGAGUGGGGUUGUGUGGGAAAAUGGGUAGAAAUUAAAACUAAAAACAAUUUGUAAUUAAAAUAUGUUUUUUGAGAUGCCUAGAUGUAGCCAUGUCUUUGGGUCAUCCAUCUAUCCACACUUUUGUUUCCUUACACACACCAGAACACCCAUUUUAGUUCCCAUGUCCCUUUCCCAAACCAAUGGUGGUCCCUGGAAUCUCCCUCUGCUUUCUCCUCAUUUUUAUUUUUUAAAAAAUGAAAUUCGUAUUU
Messenger RNA from Rubroshorea leprosula, 1203 nucleotides. NCBI's taxonomy places the organism in Eukaryota, Viridiplantae, Streptophyta, Magnoliopsida, Malvales, Dipterocarpaceae. The record is from the annotation of a GenBank genome assembly.